Molecule: messenger RNA, 327 nt
Organism: Notothenia coriiceps (black rockcod)
Lineage: Eukaryota; Metazoa; Chordata; Actinopteri; Perciformes; Nototheniidae
Gene: insl5a
Product: insulin-like 5a
Exons: 2
Coding region: 1-327 (108 amino acids)
Cellular component (GO): extracellular region
Molecular function (GO): G protein-coupled receptor binding; hormone activity
Source: RefSeq, a predicted model, not a curated record
AUGCGUGCUCUGGGGGUUUUGCCUAUGCUGUUGUGUGCAGCGGUGUGUGUGCUCCAGGUGAGAGCUGAGGUGAAUGCGGUGAAGCUGUGCGGACGAGAGUUCCUGAGGGCCGUCGUUUACACCUGCGGAGGCUCCCGUUGGAGGAGAUUCCUCAGUGACUCAGACAUGGACGUUCCAGGUUUGCCCACAGGGGAGCAGAGCAGUUUGGAGAGGCUGACCAGAAGCAUCCCGGGCUCCGAGUUCUCCAGACGGGACAUGAACAACGUGCUGACCAGCGUGUGCUGCCAGGUGGGCUGCAGGAAGAGCGACCUCACCUUCCUCUGCUGA